CGUCAUAAUCUUUUUGUUACGUAAAACCGUGAAUUAUAGGAUCGCUGUAUAUGGUAGUCAGCAAAGAUCAUUUUAGCGAGUCAGCGACUCAGCAUCGGAAUCGGGCAAUAUCCGAUUGCGCUCUCUCAUUUGAGCAUGAUCCCAUCAACAUAUCUUGGUAUCGUUUGGUUUUGUAUAACGCUGACCGACAUUGCACACUGUAUCCACAUUGAAGUGGUCAGUCUGCUGCCGGUGGAUGCGACAAUCGCCCCUGGCUUAGCCUGGACCGGCGCCGCGCUGACCUUGGCGACACAGCGCACCAGCACGGUCUAUGCUGAGCAAAACAUAACCGUCGCCGUACAGCAAGUAAGGGGCGCGCUGCCGCUAGACUGCGCGCAAUUAGCAGCCAGCAGUGCGGCAUUAUUGGGAGAAUAUUAUUACCGCCACGUCGAUGACUCCCGUUGGGACGAUCCCGUUUGCCAUGUCGUAAUUGCCAUUGCGUGCAAUGAUUUUCCGACGAUAUCCAAUCUGGUUCGAGAAUGGGACUGGUUGGUCAUCAACAAUGGACUUGGCCAAAGCGAACUGAUCAAUACCAAGUGGUACCCGAACUCGCUGACCAUGGGCGCCACGUACGAUAGCCAGGUUAACGCACUAUUCAGCCUGCUGCGCUAUUUCAAAUGGAAGCACGUGACAGUUUUGUUGGACACUGAAGCGACGACGAUCAUCUACGGAAUGAUCAACAAAGCCAUCCGUCGUCUGGCAGCAACAACAACUUUCAAUGAUACACUGGAGACUGUAACGUUCAAGGGGUCAUCCCAACAGACCAUGGUGCAGUCGCUGGAUAUCGCUCGCAAACGGAGCAGAGUUUUCAUCUUUCUUACUGCGGCAUCGACGGUGUUGACAGUUCGGAAACUAGCGGGAAAAUCAGGAAUGAACAAUGGGGAGUAUGUUUUCAUCAAUAUACAACCUGUGCAAGCUUCCUCGUACGGGCGCGCGGCGUAUUUUAAUAACUUCAUUGACACGGACCUAUUACUGGCACAGUGGACAUUCUUCCUGGUAAUCUCCACCGCCAACUCCGCUCCACCGUCUCUCAACGAAGAAUUAGCCCAAAUCAGUCGAAGCCAGUAUAACACCAAGUUUGACACCGGUGACCAGCCGAUGGAUUCCUACACGAUCCGCGCCACCUACGAGAUCGUGGAAAUGCUGCCCGUAUUGGCGAUGCAGACGCUGAAUCGAUCCGGCGGUGCACAAUGCAGCGGAAGUGCCAUGGCUACGGCGGCAUUUGGGCAGCGCUUCCGAUUGACAAGCGGAAACAUUGCUUUGACGGAGCAAGGAGUCAAAUUGGUCAACGUCGAUGUAUUUUCUUUCCAUAAUGAUCGACAUUCUAUGCAGCUGUCUGGUCAUUUUGAUGCUGGUUCAGAUGAACUGCAGUGGUUAGCCAACAUGUCAUUCCCAUGGAUAGGUGGUGCUGUUCCCCUGGAUAUUCCGCUUUGUGGCUUCCUCGGCACUGAAGGCCCCUGCCAGUACAAUGGCCCGGCAUAUAGUUCCAUCGUCAUCCCCGCUAUUGCGGGGAUGUUGAUAUUGUGCAUGUCUGUUUUCUUUAUACGCCACUGGAUUAACAUGGCUGCUCGAAAAUCCCUGGGAUUUUGGUGGCUGCUUAAUAUAAGCGAUUUGGAAAUGCGGCUGGAUUUGACGAAAUUCACCCACGGCACUAUUAACUGGAAUCAGCGCCUGGUGUGGGCACAGCGGAUACCCUUGCAAAGGUCAAAUGGUAAACAAGCUCUGCAUAUGGAGAAAUUGUCCAAGAUCAUUCCGAUUCUUGAGCAUCAAUGCAUACACAAAUUCUACGGUUUAAUCAUCGAUAUGGACGAUGCGCUAAUGGUCUCUGACUACUGCCAGAAAGGCAAUAUUCUGACUCUGUUUGAUAUGAUGCAAAUGGAUAAAGAGUUCCAGUUUUCCCUGAUUAUGGAUAUCAUUCAGGGCGUAGCGUACCUGCAUUCGACGCUGCAAGACGCUCACGGUUUUCUCAAACCUACCCACUGCCUUAUCGACCAGCGUUUUACCCUGAAAAUUGCCAAAUUCCGCUACCGUGAUAUAGUGCGUCACCUUGCCAACAAUGAUCUUCUCAUUGAACAACCUGACACGCUAUGGAUGGCACCGGAGCACCGCAGCAACCCUAAACUACACAGAUCCCGCUCGGGCGACAUUUACUCCAUCGGUUUACUGAUCCUCACCAUCUUACAACAACACGCACCGGAUUUUGCGGAAAUGACCUUUCAGACCAACACUAUCGCAGAGAUGGACACUUUAAUUAAGACAUGUACAAAACGCGAUCCGCGCAAACGUCCCACCAUCCAAGCGUUGGCGACGCGCUUGCAACGUGUCCAAAACCGGCAUGGCAUCUCCCACGGGAAUAUUGUGGAGCGGACUAUUACCAAGUUCUCUGCGUACGUGGUGACUCUGGAAGCAGCGGUGACUUUACGUACACAAGAGCUGAACCACGAACGAGCCAAGUGUGAUACGCUGCUCAUGGAGAUGCUGCCGUUGUUUGUCGUGGAGCAAUUGCGCAACCGUAGUGCGGUAAUUGCCAAAACCUUCGCCAGUGUCAGUGUUUACUUUGGGGAGCUGGAUGGGUUCGCCAGCUGGGCCGCGCAGACGGAUGUUAAACAGGCGCUAAAGAUCCUUACCCGGUUGUGUACGGUGUUGGAUGAAGGUAUUUCCGAAUUCAACGUGCUCAAAGUGGAAAAUAUUCGGGAUUCUUAUUUGGUGGUGGGUGGUAUACCGGUGCAGGAAUCCGCAGAAGCGCAUGCCAUAACGGUAUGCGAAAUGGCUCUGGCCUUGCCGGCCGUUUUAGUCGCCAAGCCGUUAAAUCCACAGUUUCUGCUUCGAGCUGGCAUACAUUCCGGGCCUUGCGCGGCCGGCGUCAUUGGCCUCAAAGUGCCGCGUUAUUGCUUAUUCGGUGAUACUGUUAACAUGGCGUCGAGAAUGGCCACAUACGGCGAUGCGGGAAAAGUUCAUUUAACGGAGGACACUGCCUCGCUGACUGCUGGUUAUCCACCUUUGACAUCCUGCGAGCGUGGAUGGCUGGAUGUCAGGGGAAAAGGUCGCGUUCGCACCUUCUGGUUGUAUCGGCACGAAAAGGAGAGUGACAUCGUCGUAUCCAGCAUAGAAUAGCAGAGCUCGGACAUUCGAAAUUCUGUAAUCGCUGUCUUUCAGAACUGUGGUUACGCACAAACCUGUCAAAUUAUUGUGUGUCCCGAGACUUUGGGCCGACGGAUACGAUGUACAUUCAAAUUACUCGUAGUGCAUAAUUGUGCUAAUUAGAAAAUAUAAGUAGU
Molecule: messenger RNA, 3317 nt
Organism: Paramacrobiotus metropolitanus
Lineage: Eukaryota; Metazoa; Tardigrada; Eutardigrada; Parachela; Macrobiotidae
Product: atrial natriuretic peptide receptor 1-like
Exons: 18
Coding region: 136-3153 (1005 amino acids)
Biological process (GO): cGMP biosynthetic process; intracellular signal transduction; receptor guanylyl cyclase signaling pathway
Molecular function (GO): ATP binding; guanylate cyclase activity; protein kinase activity
Source: RefSeq, a predicted model, not a curated record